GGCAUGGCGUUGGCCAGUGUGUUGGAGAGGCCUUUGCCGGUGAACGGGGCCGGUUUUUUCGGGCUCGGGGGUCGCUCCGAGUUCUUGCAACUGGGUGUGGACAAGGCAGGGGAUGGGCUGAGCCUGGCUGCCCCAAGCUGGGCCGCCGCGGAGGAGGAGGAGCCGGGCAUUGAGCUGCUCCACGGAACCACCACCUUGGCCUUUAAGUUUCAGCACGGCGUGAUCGUAGCCGUGGAUUCGCGCGCCACAGCCGGGGCCUACAUCGCCUCCCAGACGGUGAAGAAGGUGAUCGAGAUCAACCCUUACCUGCUGGGCACCAUGGCCGGCGGGGCGGCCGACUGCAGCUUCUGGGAGCGCUUGCUGGCCCGACAGUGCCGCAUCUACGAGCUGCGCAACAAGGAGCGCAUCUCCGUGGCGGCCGCCUCCAAGCUCCUGGCCAACAUGGUCUAUCAGUACAAGGGCAUGGGGCUGUCCAUGGGCACCAUGAUCUGCGGCUGGGAUAAGCGGGGGCCUGGCCUGUACUACGUGGACAGUGAAGGGAACCGGGUCUCCGGCGUCACCUUCUCCGUGGGCUCCGGUUCCGUCUAUGCCUACGGGGUCAUGGAUCGGGGCUACUCCCACGACCUGGAGGUGGAGGCGGCCUACGACCUGGCCCGGCGAGCAAUCUACCAGGCCACCUACCGCGACGCCUACUCGGGUGGGGUGGUCAACCUCUACCACGUCCGGGAGGACGGCUGGAUCCGCGUGUCCAGCGAAAACGUGGCCGACCUGCACGACAAGUAUCAGGGAGUCACCGACUGAGGGGAGGGGGGAGUGGGCCUGAAGGAGGGCCGCUGAGCUGCUGCAGGGGCGGUGUCUCUGGUCAUUUUUUUUUUCCUUUCUUUUUAACUUCCUCUGAUGUUAACAUUAUACAACCAAACCCCA
Messenger RNA from Tachyglossus aculeatus (Australian echidna), 924 nucleotides. RefSeq names its product proteasome 20S subunit beta 5 (gene PSMB5). The coding region runs from base 4 to 801 and encodes 265 amino acids. Gene Ontology annotation, molecular function: threonine-type endopeptidase activity. Lineage: Eukaryota; Metazoa; Chordata; Mammalia; Monotremata; Tachyglossidae. The record is from RefSeq and is a predicted model, not a curated record. Gene Ontology annotation, cellular component: proteasome core complex. The transcript has 3 exons.